Messenger RNA from Silurus meridionalis, 2092 nucleotides. RefSeq names its product annexin A13 (gene anxa13). NCBI's taxonomy places the organism in Eukaryota, Metazoa, Chordata, Actinopteri, Siluriformes, Siluridae. The transcript has 11 exons. Gene Ontology annotation, cellular component: cytoplasm. Bases 111 to 1061 code for a protein of 316 amino acids. The record is from RefSeq and is a predicted model, not a curated record. Gene Ontology annotation, molecular function: calcium-dependent phospholipid binding; calcium ion binding.
GAUGACGUCAUUUGUUGAGGCUGUCGGUCGUCUUUCUAUCUCACGAACCGCAGCUCCAUUACAGAUUUCUGUCCAGACUUCAGGCGUCAGGAGGUGAAAAUAAAUCCAGAAUGGGAAACUGUCAGCCAACCGUUUUUCCCUAUGAGGAGUUUGACGUUGUGGCCGACAUCAAGGCGAUCCGCAAAGCCUGCAAGGGCUUAGGCACUGAUGAGAAAGCCAUCAUUGAAAUCCUGGCUAAUCGUUCUGCAUGUCAGCGCAUGGAGAUAAAACAGGCUUACUUUGAGAAGUAUGACGAUGAGCUGGUAGAUGUGCUGAAGAGCGAGUUGUCUGGGAAUUUCGAGAACGCCAUCCUCGCCAUGCUGGAUCCCCCUCACGUGUUUGCCGUGAAGGAGCUGCGCAAGGCGAUGAAGGGAGCAGGAACUGAUGAGGAUGUCCUGGUGGAGAUCCUCUGCACUGCCUCCAAUGCUGAGAUUGCUACUUACAAAGAAACCUACUUCCAAGUGCAUGAGAGGGAUCUGGAGUCAGAUAUCGCCGGAGACACCAGCGGGGAUGUCAGGAGGCUGCUAACUCUGCUCCUUGAGGGAAAUCGAGAUGAGAGCUAUGAGGUGGACGAAAUUCUCGCUGAACAAGACGCCGUGGCACUGUUUGAGGCCGGAGAGGGCCGCUUCGGCACAGACGAGUCGACGUUCAGCUACAUCCUGGCCACCAGGAACUACCUCCAGCUGCAGGUCAUGUUUAAAGCCUACGAAUCGAUUUCUGGAUCGGAGAUUCUGGACGUCCUAGAGAACGAAACCUCAGGAACGCUGAAGAAGUGUUACAUUGCACUGGUCAGAUGUGCUAAGAAUCCACAGCUAUACUUCGCUCGGCGUCUGAAUGCAGCCAUGAAGGGAGCAGGCACUGAUGAGGACACCCUGAUCCGUAUCAUCGUCGGACGCUCUGAGAUUGACCUGGAGACCAUUAAGGACAUGUACCUGGAGAAAUACGACGUUCCUCUGAAGGAGGCCAUCAGCUCCGAGUGCAACGGAGACUUUAAGCGCCUCCUAGUGGCCAUCUGUCAUUAAUGCAGAGAAAGAACAGAAGCAGACGCUUACGGAACACGGAGAAACCAACUAACACAACUGACCCCCAGGGUCCUAGCGCACACAAUUCAAUGUCCAGUUCAACAUUAUUUGUAGUUCUGAUGUGGGUUUUUUGGCUGCGAACAGUUUCGACAAUGCAGAAAACAGUAAACACCUUUUUUAAUGUGAAAAAAUAACAAUCGGUGCAAGGUCACAAUGCAACCAGCACAAUUAUGUCUAUAAUUAUAUAUCCACAAAGUCAAGCUAAAAUGUUACUACAUAACAUUAUAACACAACACCAAUAUUUUGUUGUUAUUUUAUUCUAAUGUUGUGCCUGGUGUGUAUUUGGAAAAAGAUGAUCAUGCACCUCUGUGUCGCUUUCUAAGUAGGAUCACAAAUGUGAUCACAAAACUUGAACAUUGACUGUUAGGAAAUAAAUUUCACUAUGCAGUUGAUUUGCCUGAAAGUUGUGAAGGUUGAAUAAUGUUGAAGGACAAAAGUAACGUAAAAACAAAUACACUCAGACACUCGAUAACAUACGGAAGGAAGGAAGACUCAUAGCUUUAGCUUUUCUCACUUAUGCUCAGCCUUGUUUCUCAUAUUGCCUACUAACACAAAUAUAAUAUAUUUUCAGCGUAUCAGAAGUAUGUCGUGUUUUACAUCAUGAAUAAUAUUUAGAUAUUUCUAUAUUAUGAUGUCACAGCUUUAAUGGCAUACACAUGGUCCUAAUGGCAUUGUUGGAAUAAGUGAAGACAUGUGGUGGUCUGCUGCUGUCUAUAUUUUUUAAAUACCUGUAACAUUCUUGAUAAAAAAGGCAGCUGUGUUUUUAACAUCUAGAUUUCGAUCGCUUCGAGAUUUUUUUUCUUUAAUUCUUGUGGCUUAAUGUGGCGAAGCAUGAACUAUUUAACACAAGAAUGACAUCAUCCCAUGGGACCAGACACUCUUAUUGUAAGACCUGAAUGAAAGACCAAAAAAGAUGCCUGAUAAAAUAAACACUGUUUGAUUAUCCUAAUAAAAGAUUCAUAGAAACAAUA